AUGGAAGAUGAUUAUGAAGCGCUUAGAAUGAGUUUAAUAGAUAGAAAAAAAAAGGAAAUAAUUCAUAAGCCUAUUUUGAAUAAUAUUGGUGAUUCAAUAGAUUUUGGUUUUCAAGCAGUUAACUAGACUUAAGAAAAGGUCUUCACUUUAGAAAAUAAAAAUGACUAUUAAGUUGAAUGGAAUUUUGAGUCUGAAAUAUUCUAAGUAUUUCCUUCAUUUGGUACUUUAGAUGCUAAAGGUGGUAAAUAAACAGUAGUUAUCUCAUUUACUCCUUAAGAAGCAUCAGCAAUUUUGAAUACUAUUAUUUUAAAUAUUGACAAAGAGAAGCCCAGGAUAAUUAAGGUAAGUGGAAUUGGAAAAUACCCAUUUAUCUAACCAUAAGCUAGAAAAAUACAUUUUAAUACUCUUUUAGUUGGUAAAUCUUUAACAAGAGAGGUUAUUGUGAAAAAUCUAAGUUAGGUGGGUACAAAAUUCACCAUUACAAAGCUGAUAAAUGAUGAAUUCAAAGAUUCAUCUUUUUCUAUAAACUGUUCAAGUGGUUUCAUUCCACCUCAAUCUUCAUUUUUGGUUUCUAUAACUUAUAAGCCACAAGUUGAGGGAUUAUGCUCAAUAGCUCAUUGGAAAAUAGAAGCUCCUGGAGGCAAUAGUGCUUAAAUUAGUGCAAUUGGCGAUGCUGAAGGAUUUAAUAUAAGAUUAAGUGAUCAAAGCAUUAAUUUUGGUGAAGUAAAAAUUGAAACAGAAGCAAGUCGAAUUUUAACUAUUUACAAUGAUAGUGAUUUGCCAACAAAAUACUAGUUUUACAUAGAUUAAAAUAGUAUUUUUAGUAUUUCUAAACCCAAAGGUAUUAUAAAAGAUCAUUCCUAUGUAAGAAUGCUAGUUUAGUUUGUUCCACGCCAUACUAUAUGUUAUUAUUAGAGAGUAUUUUGUGUUGUUUAAAAUCACAAAGUAAUCUAUGUAGAUCUUAUAGGAACAUGCUAUGAUUUGCUAUUUAAACCCCUACCUUUAGUUUAAUAGUAAAUUGAUUCUUUUAGAAAGAGAGUUAUAGAAGGUAGAUUAUCGAAUAUUGAUAUGAAAUACAUGGAAAAUUCAAUUUUACUUAAAAUUCAACAAAAUUCACCUCUAAGUAAACGUAAAACAGCUCAUAAUCUGAGUUAAUAAUUGGCAAUUACAAACGGAACCAAUUUUUCUAUAGGAUAAUUCGGGAACUACUCAUAACUAAAUAAUUUAAGCUUACAGUAACAAAGUUAAAUAAACAAUGGUAGUGGAUUACUUUAAAAUUAAAAGAAGCAACUAUUGCCAUCUUAAUCUCAUCAGUAGUUAUCAGUUUUUAAAUCAUAAAGCCAAUAAGAAAAGGUAAUUAACCCUAACAAUAGGUACACAAAAAACAAUUUGAGUCCUUAGAAAAACCUAUCUAAAAAUAAGAGUCUUCUUUUAACAAAAGAAAAAUCAACCCAAAUUACUUCAACAGUAGAGAGUUCUACUAAGCAAAUCCCAUCAAUAAAUUAAAAAUACCCAUUAAAUUCAGCAACAUAAAAUACUUAAGGAGGUACUAUUGACACUAUCAAUGCUAACUAAAAUCUUGAGUUGUAGUAGUAAUAAUAUUUUGAUAGAAUUCCUGAAACUUAUGAAGAUGAUACUUCUUAGCUAAAUUCAUAAAUAGCCCUUCAUAGAGAAUUAUUUUUAAGCUAAACAAGUGGAACACGACUGAUAAGAAUUAGUGAAGAGUUUUUAGAUUUUGGAUAUUAAGAAUUAAUGACUCUGAGCUAAGAAAGAGUAGUUACUAUAUUUAAUAAUAUAAAUAGUAAAAUCACAGUUUUUUGGACCAUAUUAAAGAAAAACAAUAGCUUAGAUAAUAGUCUAUCUGUUUUUAGUGUUUAACCCGAAACAGCUUCAAUUAAGCCUAAUUCAAGAGCAGAUUUUAAAAUCUCAUUCCGUCCUAUAAAAAAUUCAUUCUAUUUCUUUUAGGAUCUUCAAUUUAUAGCUUAUAAAUAUAGUGAAAAGCUAACUAAAAAUGUAGUUGAUGAAUUCUAGAAAUCAAUUUUAGCAUAAUCUAUGAAAUUUACAAAUGACUAAUUAUCUCUUACUCAUACACAGUCUUAAAAUUCGCUAAAGACUUCCACAGUGUUCUUAAAGACACUGAAUAAAAUAGAUUACAUAGCAGAUGAAACUCUGCCACCAUUUUCUGGAUUUGUAAGUUGUGUUGGACACUCUUUUGGCCCACAUAAUUAAAUAUAUAUUCCAAUGGUCGAUUUUUCACCUUCUAGUAAAGUCUAUUUCAAGUCUUGUAGAGUUGGAGAAGUUUCUUACUAAUCAGUAGAAUUGUAAAACUAAGGGGACACACCAGUAUAUUUUAGAGUUUAGAAGGACCCUAGUAGCAUUUAUAAUGUUUAUCCAUAAGUAGGUUUAAUUUAGCCAAAAUAAUUCAUAUUACUGGUAAUACAAUUUGCUCCAUAGAAAGCAAAAAAAUAUGAGUAUUCAAUUAAUAUAGUUCUUAACCAUAAUAACUCAAAUAUUAAACCUCUAAGUUUAUAUGGUUUUUGCAGUGAGCCUUUGGUUGAUAUAGAAAACGAUGGAAAGCUGUUUUUCCCUCCAAGCUUCUUAGGUGUCUACUCUAAACAAAAAAUGAAAGUAGAAAAUAGAUCUAAAAUUAAUUUAGAAUUUGAUAUAUUGAUUCCUGAUAAAUAUAAAGAAAUGUUGCAUUUUGAACCUUAAUCAGGUGUUAUGAAACCAAAUGAGCACGUUUACAUAACAUGUGGCUUUGUUCCUUACCAAAAAAAAAAUUACAAGAUAAAGCCUAUAUUUAAAGCUAAAGAAAGAAUAGAUUUAACUUAAUCUAUGGUAGGAUACUUUAUGCCUGGGUCUGGAAGCAGUGAAUAGUAGUAAAUUUAAUAAGAAGAUGAGAUACAAAGUUUAAAAUAAAUUGAAAAACAACUUGAGGUUGUUGCUAGAGGUGCUGAUGGAUCAAUAACGAUUAAACCAGAACUGAUUGAUUAUGGAAUAGUGAAAGUUAACUUUUAAUAAAGGAUGACUGCACAAAUACGAAACGAUUCUAAUUGCACUUUUUACAUUGAAUUAAAACUUGUAAAUGAUGAUGAAUAAGAGGAAACUGAAAUAUAAUAAAGUUAAACAUAAUUAUCAUAACUGAUUAGUGAUUAAGAUAUUGAAACUAGAAGAAGAAAGAACAAGAAAAAAAAUGGACAUCUUUAAAUUAAUGAGGAUGAGGAAGAUGAUGAAUAAAUAAAAACUGGAGAAAUUGAUUAAAGUCAUACUAUGAGAAAAAAUAAAUAGGUUUAUGAUCAAGAAACUAUUCAUUAGAAUUUUAAGCUUGAUUUUACUGAAGGAAUAAUAUCUGCUAACUCAAAAAUAGAUAUUGGAAUUGUAUUUUGUCCUAAUUAAGUUAACUUUUUUAACAUGAAGUUGGAAGUUAUAGCAACAGAAUGCAAUCCAAAGGCUAGUAUAGUGCGUACUUAAAAUAGAUAGUUUAUCUAAAAAACACAUCUAAAAAUUAAAGCUAAUGGUAAUUACCCUCUAUUGAAAAUAAUUGAUGUUAGAAAUGAUGCUAUUAGUGUAGCAUCUUUAUGGGAGAAUUUUUAAAUUAACAAGAUUAACUCAGAAUUAGCAACUGAUUUAAACGAAGAUGAAAUAAACUUUUUGAGAAUAGAAUAGCUUAACAUAGAAUAAGCUUAGAAGCUCUAAAGAAAAUUAAAAAAUUAUACAUGGAAUUUUGGAUAUUUACCAAAUAAUAAGAAUGUAAAACCAAGAAAAAUUGUUGUUACAAUUCAAAAUAUAGGAGGGACUGAGCUAGACUUUAAUUUUAAAUUACCUUCUGAUAGUUAGAUUGACUUAGAACCUUGGGCAGAUCCAGGUGAGCUUUAGGGAGAUGAAGCUUAUGAAAAAGCUAUCAUAGAUAGGAAAAUAUUUUAAAUUAUUCCUAAAUCAGGAACACUGAAACCUUAAUAGCUCUAAGAUAUAUAAUUAAUAUAUAGUCCAGGAAAUAUUGAUGAUGGUUUUUAGAUUUUAUCAUAAAAAUAAGAGAAAAUUACUUCUGAAAAUCACCUAUUAAGGGUAGUUUUAUAGAUAAAUAAUGGCAAACCUUUGGUUAUAAAUCUAAAAGGAAUGAUGCUUUCUCCUACAUAAGGCAUGCUCUCAGUUAAACAAAAUAGAGUAAACUUACCUGACUGUCCUAUAGGUAUGCUUCUACCUUUGUAGUAUCCUAUUGAAAUAUAAAAUGUUGGGUUAACAAAAUUAAAUUACUCAAUCGAAGUUUAAGAAAUAGAUGAAAAAGGAUAAAACAUAGAUUCAAAAUUUGAAAUUUUCAACAUUUCUAAUAAAAAUGGCUCUCUGAUGCCUAAUGAAAAAUAAUACUUAUAUUGUUUGUUUAAGCCUCUGGAAGCUAAAAAGUAUUAUCAUAUUCUAAGCAUAAAAGCUACUGAUUUUAUGAAGCCUCUUAAAGAUAUUAGAUUGCAUGUAAUUGGCGAAGGAUUUUCAAAAAUUCCUAAAAAAGUUAUUAAAACAAUAGAAAAUGAGUAUCCUUAGCAAAGAUCGUCAGUUUCUGCAAUAGGAAGCAAGGUUUGCUUUUCGAUUGAAGAAAUUGAUUUUGGUGAGCUAAAACCUCAUUAAUAAAUAACAAGAGUAAUUAUUUUAUAUAAUUUAUCAAACAAUGAAAAACUAUCCUUUGAUUUUACGUAUGGGUUUUCUUUACAAACAAAAGCACCAGGAUUAAUUUGUGAAGAUAAAUUUUCAAUAGAACCUAGCUAAGGAAGGUUAAAUCCGGGUGAAUUUAUUGAAUUAAAGUUAACAUUAGAAGCAGCUUUACAACCUUCUAUUUAUUCUGGAGAAAUAGAGUGUGCAAUUUAUUGGGGAAACUAAGAUAUCGCAAGUGGAAAUAGAAUGGUCACAACUAUGAGUUCUGUUUCUAGCCAUUCAGGUAUAGAAAAAGAAACACUGUUUUUAAGAAUUAAAAAAUAAUCUAAAUUAAGCAACCACUUGCAAAAAACAAAAGAUAACUUACAAAGCUAAAAUUCUAAAGAGCACAUGAUGAUGAAUAUAAUAGGAUAAGCUAUCAAAGAUAUUUUAAAUGACGAUAAUUUGUUUGAUUUAAUAAAAAGAAUUGAUGAUUAGCCAGUUCAAUUGUAUUAACAAUUUGAUAAGGAAGAUACAAUGGAUAUUACUAUGGUUAGUAAAGGUUUAAAUGAUAUUUUAGAUGUAAGUGGAAUAGCAGAUGAUAUAAUUAAAGAUUUAAAAGAAAACUACGAUAACAACUAUGAAGAAAAUAAUAACUUAUCUGAACAAAAUAGCUUUACAGUGAAUCGUUCAGAUAGUAAAUUUAAUAAUCAGAAUGUUAACAAUUCAAUCAUAACAAACGGAAAACAAUAAAAAAAUAAAAUGUAUAAUGAUUACAGACAGAUUUUCCUUUAGGAUGAAUUCUCAGAAUUAGCUGACUUAAUAUUUGAAAAUACAUACUUUAACAUCAUUCAAGAAGCUACAAGAAGGGAAUGUGAUUUGUUAAGAGUUGGAAAAAAUUUUAUAAUUCCUCAAAAAUGA
Molecule: messenger RNA, 5544 nt
Organism: Tetrahymena thermophila SB210
Lineage: Eukaryota; Ciliophora; Oligohymenophorea; Hymenostomatida; Tetrahymenidae
Product: MSP (major sperm protein) domain protein
Exons: 8
Source: RefSeq, a predicted model, not a curated record